Nannospalax galili (Upper Galilee mountains blind mole rat) is the source of this 1429-nucleotide messenger RNA. RefSeq names its product sorting nexin family member 21 (gene Snx21). Gene Ontology annotation, cellular component: early endosome membrane. Gene Ontology annotation, molecular function: phosphatidylinositol phosphate binding; protein binding. Gene Ontology annotation, biological process: protein transport. The transcript has 3 exons. The record is from RefSeq and is a predicted model, not a curated record. The coding region runs from base 280 to 1365 and encodes 361 amino acids. Lineage: Eukaryota; Metazoa; Chordata; Mammalia; Rodentia; Spalacidae.
AAGGGAUCCUCGGGAGCAGCGCGCAGCCCGGGACGCUGGAGGCGGAGUUGCGCGCAGGAGCACGGGAGCCCCUGGCGGUGGGAACGUGGCUUGCGCGCCGGACGUAGGGGACAGCCACCCGAGGGGUCCGGGGCUUGCGGGGUCCUGGGCUCGGGCUCCCCAGGGGCGGAGUCUUGCUCUCGCCACGCCUCUGACCCCGCCCUCCAGGGCCCGCCCCUGCUCGCUCGCGGGCGGGUCCCUUCCAGCCGGGCCAGCGCGGCGCUCUCCCCCCAGGGUGCCAUGGCCUCCCGGCUCCUGCACCGGCUGCGACACGCCCUGGCCAGCGAUGGCCCCGGGGAGGCGGCCGCGGGCCCCGAGGCCGAGCAGUUCCCGGAGAGCUCGGAGCUGGAGGACGACGAUGCCGAGGGCCUGUCCUCCCGCCUCAGCGGGACCCUCAGCUUCACCAGCGCGGAGGACGAGGAGGACGAAGGGGACGACGAGGACGACGAAGCCGGCCCCGACUCGCUGGCCUCCGGGGAUGGGACGUCGGGAGAAGACGCAGAACGGAGCCCACCUGAUGGGCAACGGGGCAGUCAACUCCUGGCCCGGCAACUGCAGGAUUUCUGGAAGAAGUCUCGGAACACCCUAGUCCCACAGCGGCUGCUCUUUGAGGUGACCAGCGCCAAUGUUGUCAAGGACCCUCCCUCCAAGUACGUGCUCUACACCUUCGCCGUGAUGGGCCCAGGAGAUCGCCAGCCAGCCCAGAUCUCUCGCCGCUACUCAGACUUUGAGCGGUUGCACCGAAACCUACAGCGACAAUUCCGGGGUCCCAUGACUGCCAUUUCCUUUCCCCGUAAGCGCCUGCGCCGGAACUUUACUGCAGAAACCAUUGCCCGCCGUAGCCGGGCCUUUGAACAGUUUUUGGGCCACCUGCAGGCAGUACCUGAGCUACGUCACGCACCAGACCUUCAGGACUUCUUUGUGCUGCCCGAGCUGCGGCGGGCGCAGAGCCUCACUUGUACUGGUCUUUAUCGUGAGGCCUUGGCACUCUGGGCCAAUGCCUGGCAGCUGCAGACCCAACUGGGCACCCCUUCUGGCCCAGACCGCCCCCUGCUGACUCUGGCUGGGUUGGCUGUGUGCUACCAGGAGCUGGAAGAUCCUGGGGAGGCCCGGGCCUGUUGUGAGAAGGCUCUGCAGCUGCUGAGAGACAAGAGACCCCACCCUUUUCUGGCACCCUUUCUAGAGGCCCAUGUCCGGCUCUCCUGGCGCCUGGGAGUGGACAAACGCCAGUCGGAGGCCCAGCUCCAGGCCCUACAGGAGGCAGGCCUUACCCCCAGCCCACCUCCCAGUCUCAAGGAACUGCUCAUCAAAGAGUUGCUGGACUGAUUCCUGUCUUAAGGCCAGGAUGAGAGAGGGGCUGCCUCAGGUUCAGGGGAUGGGGACACUAAUG